AGAUUAAAGAGGAACAGGAGCUGUGGACCAGUCAGGAGGAAGAGCAGCUCCAUGGACUGCAGUCUGAAACUACAGACUCCAUGUUCACUUCUACCAGUGUGAAACACGACUGGGAUCAGGAAGGCUUAUCUGAAUGUUCACAUCUUGACCAAAGUGUUAAAGUGGAGAACAGAGAAGGAGACUCUCUACCCAGCAACACAACUGAGGAGCAAAUCAAAGCAGAGCCUGAGGGACAAGACUAUGCGGCACCAGAACCAGGCAGUGACUCUCAGCCCCUCUCUAUUGUAGCUCCAGACUGUCCUACAGCUCAGAGUUUGGAGGAGGAGGAACAUGGAGGAGUGCUGCUUCUUCUGAACAGGACACAAGACAGUGAGGCUCUGCCAAGGGAAAAUAUGCCAAAGAGACGUCACACAGGAAAAACAAUACAUCAGUGUCAAGAAUGUAACAAAAAACUUUGUGGAAAACGAGCUUUGGUUUUUCAUAUGAUGACACACACAGGAGAGAAACCUUUUCAGUGUCAACAAUGUAAGAAACGGUUUGCUCAGAAGAGUCAUCUGGUUGUACACAUGAGGACUCACACAGGAGAGAAGCCUUAUCAAUGUCAGGAAUGUAACAAAUUAUUUGCUCGAAGUGAUACUCUAGGUGAACACAUGAGGACACACACAGGAGAGAAAUCCUAUCAAUGUCAACAAUGUAACAAACAAUUUGCUUUGAAAGGUACGUUUGUUGCGCACAUGAGGAAACACACAGGAGAGAAACGUUAUCAAUGUCAGGAAUGUAGCAACCUGUUUACACAACAUAGUAGUCUAGUUGCACACAUGAGGACACACACAGGAGAGAAACCAUAUCAGUGCCAACAAUGUAACAAACAAUUUGCUGUGAAGUCCAUUCUUGUCGAGCACACAAGGACACACACUGGAGAGAAACCUUAUCAAUGUCAGGAAUGUUGCAAACUAUUUACUCAACGCAGUCAUCUAGCUUCACACAUGAGGAGACACACAGGAGAGAAACCAUUUCAGUGUCAACCAUGUAACAAACAGUUUGCUAUGAAGGGUAAUUUUGUUGCACACAUGAGGAAACACACAGUAGAGAACCGUUAUCAAUUUCAGGAAUGCAGCAACCUGUUUAUGCAACAUAGUAGUCUAGCUGCACACAUGGGGACAUACACAGGAGAGAAACCAUAUCAGUGUCAACACUGUAACAAACAAUUUACUGUGAAGUCUAUUCUUGUUCGGCACACAAGGACACACACUGGAGAGAAACCUUAUCAAUGUCAGGAAUGUAGCAAACUGUUUGCUCACCGUAGUAGUCUAGUUGCACACAUGAGGAGACACACAGGAGAGAAACCAUAUCAGUGUCAACAAUGUAACAAACUAUUUGCUGUGAAGUCUAUUCUUGUUCAGCACACAAGGACACACACUGGAGAGAAACCUUAUCAAUGUCAGGAAUGUAGCAAACUAUUUACUCAACGCAGUAGUCUAGCUGCACACAAGAGGAGACACUUGGGAAAGAAACUAUAACAGGCUGAACAAUGUAACAAACAGUUUGCAGUGAAGGGGCCUAUACUACGAAUCAAAAUAUGGCAUAAGCGAGGUAACUUCAGGUUUAACCCAGGGUUUUCUGUACUACGACGGUGGAUCACUUGUUACCGGGGUAGAUCGCCAUGGUAGCACAUGCUGAAGGCCUAACCUGGUCGGGAGCAGGUUAAGUUGAAGAUCAGAGAUUAACCGGAAGAAAAGCCCCGCCCACUAACUCAUUCUUGACAAUAACGUCGUCACCGUUCAUAGAAGAUCCUAUGGAGUUUGGUGCGCGGAUAGAGGUGCGCUCAGAAGAGCCAGAACAUUUAGAGACCUACAAAACCCUUUCGCAUUCCCUCAUGAGUAUCUUUAUGAAAUAUAUAGAUUCUUAGCAGAGGGAAUUACGUAUCUGUGCCAGCUUCUUGAGCCGUAUGUUGCCAAUGCGACACAAUGAAGUUGUGCACUCACAGUCCCACGGACUGUAUGCAUAGCGUUUCGUUAUUUCGCUAUGGGUACUUUUAUAGUGGGUGAUACGGAGAACCUUAGCAAGAACACGAUCUGCCUCGCAGUUUGUAACGGAUUCUCUUUGACCUAUUGAGGAGUGAGUUCUAAAUAUUACCGACGCUUCCACCAGAGUGAGUGGUUAGCUAGCUUUAGUUAGCUUCCGUUACCU
This is a messenger RNA of Hypomesus transpacificus, 2190 nucleotides long. RefSeq names its product zinc finger protein OZF-like. The coding region runs from base 81 to 1520 and encodes 479 amino acids. The transcript has a single exon. The record is from RefSeq and is a predicted model, not a curated record. Lineage: Eukaryota; Metazoa; Chordata; Actinopteri; Osmeriformes; Osmeridae.